UCAACGCGGCGAGUCCACAACGAAACACUGAACCAAGUCUUCGCGCGUCCACCGACCAAUCGCGCGACUUCAUCUGAAAGAAGAGCGAACAGGUGGGGACAAGUCGAAGAACAGAGCAGAGCCGAACAGAGGGAAAACAAAGAGAACGACCGAGAAACUAUCACCGCGAGCAAUCAUUGAACAGAGCACCGCAACCGAGAUGAACCCAGUGAGUCGGUCGGUGUAACCGUCGACGAGUGCGCGUGUUUGGUCCGCGUGGUGAGCGUACAAUCGGUGAGUUCUCGAGCCGAGCCGGUGUCCUCCGAUCGAAUCACGUCUAACCGCCACGAGGAGACCGUGAUGGAGGACGCGAGCAAGCUGACCGAUCCCGAGGAGGAUCGCCGCCGCAGCCCGACCGAGAAGAGCAAGAAGCUUGGCAAUGGGUCAACGGGCCCGGUGGAGCCGUCGAGUCGACGACGAGACUUCGGCGACGAUGAGUGUAGCACCGACAGCGGGUGCAGCAGCGGCGGCAGCAUCGGCAGCGCCGAGAGACUGUCCCGCCGCGGUAGCAGCGAGCGUCUCUGUCGCGCGACCAGGUCGCCGAAAUCUCAUUGCUACCUGGACCGGCUGCGAGGCCGGCCGACCUGCUCGCAGGAGCGGUUGUCUAACGUGCAGAGGAGCUCGGAGAGGGUCCGAGCGAAAUCCUCCAGGUCCUGGAGCCCCGGGGAUGUCCGAGGGAUCGCCAGGACCAACGAGUCCAUGUCCUACUCGCCCAGCCCCUCGGACGUCCAGAGCAGCAGCAGCGACAGCGACUCGUUCAAGAAGUCCUUCACCGCGGACACCCUGCGCAGAGCCUUCCAGACGCUCAAGAUCACCUCUAAAUGGGAGGGCAAGGAGAACAAGCACGCUAAGAAGAGUCCCAAGAGGAUCCUACGCAGCCCGGUGUCUUACACGUAUGUUAGAGGUUUGUCUGGCCUACCAACGCAGAGGGUCCCCAGGAGCGCGGCCCAGCAAUUGUCCAUGCCGUGUUCGUGCCAGGAACACGUUGGCCUUUAUCGAUAG
This is a messenger RNA of Nomia melanderi (Alkali bee), 1041 nucleotides long. RefSeq lists its product as uncharacterized. Lineage: Eukaryota; Metazoa; Arthropoda; Insecta; Hymenoptera; Halictidae. The record is from RefSeq and is a predicted model, not a curated record.